Molecule: messenger RNA, 627 nt
Organism: Parnassius mnemosyne (clouded apollo)
Lineage: Eukaryota; Metazoa; Arthropoda; Insecta; Lepidoptera; Papilionidae
Source: the annotation of a GenBank genome assembly
AUGCGUACACUGCUGUUCGUUUUUGUGGCGGCCAUUUUGUGCAGCGCGUGGGCAAAGACUAAAAGAGAUGACAACAAGGUGAAGAUCGCAGUAUACUACGAGUCUCUGUGCCCUGACAGCAAGCGCUUCAUCACUACGCAGUUGGCGCCCGUGUGGCGCGACCUCCGAGGAGCCGUGAAAGUCAAGCUCGUCCCGUAUGGAAAAGCCACCCACGACAAAAUAAACGGCAAGUGGCAGUUAACAUGCCAGCAUGGCGCGGAUGAAUGCUACGGGAAUAAGCUUCAAUCUUGUAUCCUGAAGGACCGCAGCCUCCUCGACACGGAUAAGAUGGAACUGGUCAUUUGCCUUAUGAGCCAAGCCAACCCUGAUAAAGCUCUGGACACGUGCUUAGAGCAAGUUAAAAAACUGUCCAACUCGGACAAAAUAAAACGUUGCGCGUCCGGUGAGAUGGGCGACAACCUGCUGGCGUCUUACGGAGGCAAGACCGAGCUCAUCCAGCGCCCUCUGUCCUUCGUGCCGACCAUCGUCAUCAACGAGAAAUAUGAUCAAGCCGUUCAAGACGAAGCCAUGAACAACCUUAAAGCGGUGGUCUGCCGCGUCUCGAUCAACAAGCCGUCUUCUUGUUAA